CACUGUGCUAAGCGCUUGGGAAGUCCAAGUUGGCAACAUAUACCACCCCCACCCCUCUGCAUUUCGUCUCCUCCUGCUGCCAUGGCUCCUGGGCCCUUGAGGAGGAGGAAGGGCCCGGGGGGCCAUGCGGAUCCCCCUCCUGUCCCCUGCUCCCCUUCUUCUUCCUCCUCCUCCUCCCUCUCCUGCUCCUCCUCCUCCUCCUCCCCCCGGUGGUCCUCCGGGCUGACCCUGUACCUGGUGGAGCGUCGCAUGGGUCGGAGCCGUCGGGCCUUCCUCAGCGGGCUGGCCCGGGCCAAGGGGUUCCGGGUGGACGAUGCCUACAGCCCGGCGGUGACCCACGUGGUGAUGGAGCACACCUCGGCGGCCCAGGCGGCCCGCUGGGCCCAGCAGCAGGGGGGCACCCAGGGGGGCACCCAGGAGGGCACCCAGGGGGGCCCCCCCAUCCUGCUGGACAUCACCUGGUUCACCGACAGCAUGGCAGCCGGCAGGCCCGUCCCCGUGGAAGGACGGCACCAGCUGGGGGUGCCCCUGCCCAGUGCGGAGAUUGGCACAGACUACUCCAUGCCAGCCUACGCCUGCCAGCGCCGCACACCCCUCAACCAUCACAACCCACGUCUCACGGAGGCCCUGGAGACGCUUGCCGAGGCUGCAGCCUUGGAGGGCAACGAGGGCCGCAGCCUCUCUUUCCGCCGGGCAGCGUCCACGCUCAAGGCCCUGCCGGGCCCUCUGACCCGCCUGAGCCAGCUGGAGGGGCUGCCCUACUGCGGAGCCCAUUCCCGCGGGGUCAUCCAGGAGAUGCUGGAGGACGGAGCCAGCCGGGAGGCGGACGGAGUGCGGCAGUCCGACCGGUUCCGUGCCAUGAAGCUUUUCACCCAGAUCUUUGGUGUUGGGGUGAAGACUGCUGAUGGGUGGUACCGCGAGGGGCUGCGGACCCUGGGGGACCUCCGGGAGCGGGGCAAGAAACUGACCCGGAUGCAGGAAGCAGGAGUCCGGCAUUACGAGGACCUCAAGACCCCGGUUGAGCUGAGUGACGUGGAAGCCGUGCGCCGGGUGGUGGAGGAGGCCGUGCUGCAGGUGCUCCCUGGGGCCAACAUCACUUUGACUGGCGGCUUCCGGAGGGGGAAGCGGCACGGCCACGACGUCGACUUCCUGAUCACACACCCUGAAGAGGGCCGGGAGGCGGGAAUACUGCCCAACGUGAUGAGCUGCUUGGAGAGUCAGGGUCUGGUGUUAUACCAGCACACACAGGAGAACCAUUACUGCACGCCCAAGGCCAUGGCCCAGCCGGCCAGCCGGACCAACACCAUGGAUGCCUUCGAGCGAUGCUUCUCCAUCCUCCGGGUCUCACGGCCAUCCCCGGGGGUCGCAAGCCGUGGACCCCCCCGGGACUGGAAGGCGGUGAGGGUGGACCUCGUGGUCACCCCCGCCAGCCAGUUCCCCUUCGCCCUGCUCGGCUGGACCGGCUCCCAGCACUUUGAGCGAGAGCUGCGCAGAUUUAGCCGUCAGGAGCGGAAACUCAUCCUGAAUAGCCAUGCCCUGUACAACCCAGAAAAGAAGACGUUCUUGCCCGCGGCUUCAGAGGAAGAGAUUUUCCGGCACCUGGGGCUCGAGUUCAUCCCACCGGAGGAGAGGAAUGCCUGACAGUCCAGCCCAGGGGUUAUGGGGGGAAAACUCAGGUGGGGACAGGGUGGGACGCAGUCUGAUGUGGGCCCCCACCUCUUCAGCAGGGACUGUUUUGGGCCCCUGCUGGGAUCCUGGCCGACCCAGCACUGCCUGUCCACUCCCGGGUCACCUGCCUGUUGUCUGCUCCCCGGACCCGGGCCUGGCACACCUGCCAGACUGGCUUGCAGGGGCCGACCCCUCCCUCACUAACUUCCUGGCACAGACAUCCCCCGGGAGCAGAGACCUGGAACGUGCUUCCCCAAUCCAUAGCUGCCAGGGGCCACCCAUGCUGGGAUCCACAGAGGUUAGCCCCAACCGCACUGACAUCUGGCACUGAUGCCCACUAAGCUAUGGUGAUGGUGAUGGGGAAUAAAGAGUGGUCUAUUUUCAGAUGGCGUCGCUGCCGGGUGCUUGGCUCUCCGUGAGAAUGCCCUGCCCUACCCUGUCCCUUCCCCAGGAUAUGAGCCGGGCGAAGGGAGGAACGUGAGAGAGCGAGGGGAUGGGCCCUGAGGCUUCCGUUCUCACUCAGGAGGCAGGACAGGCACUGCUACUUUGCAGACAUUAGCCAACGUGGCAGAGAAAACGGAGCAGGUAAUUCUGCAGCCACAGGAGCCCCGGCUCUUGCCUGAACCAGGCAUGAGAAAGAAGUUCGUGAAUAGGUCUGGGCAGGGGCUUGGUCUGUGGCCUUAGGGUGGGCAGGCCCAGCGUGGGGAGAGGAGAGACCUCUCCAGGGUGUGAACACAGCCAACA
Messenger RNA from Tachyglossus aculeatus (Australian echidna), 2412 nucleotides. RefSeq names its product DNA polymerase mu (gene POLM). Gene Ontology annotation, molecular function: DNA-directed DNA polymerase activity; DNA binding. Gene Ontology annotation, biological process: double-strand break repair via nonhomologous end joining. NCBI's taxonomy places the organism in Eukaryota, Metazoa, Chordata, Mammalia, Monotremata, Tachyglossidae. The transcript is spliced from 11 exons. The record is from RefSeq and is a predicted model, not a curated record. The coding region runs from base 82 to 1641 and encodes 519 amino acids. Gene Ontology annotation, cellular component: nucleus.